UGUCUUAAAAAACCACAAGCAAAUCUGCAAGUGUUCCGCUGAAACAGAGAGAGACCUAGAGAGCUGAAGAAGCAGAAUCAAUGGGGUCGUCGUCAGCUCAACGAGAGCUUCAGCGCGAAUUGGAAACCAAAGCCAACGAUCUCAGCAAAAUCCAAAAAGACAUUUCAAAGAAUCACCAAGUCAGAAAGAAGUACACCAUUCAGCUCGGCGAGAACGAGCUCGUCCUCAAGGAGUUGGAUCUGUUGAGUGAAGAUGCAAAUGUGUUCAAAUUGAUCGGCCCGGUUCUGGUGAAGCAGGAUUUGGCUGAGGCCAGGGCCAAUGUGCGCAAGAGGAUUGAGUACAUUUCUGCGGAACUGAAGCGGCUUGAUGCUACUCUUCAAGAUAUGGAAGAGAAGCAAAAUAGCAAGAAAGAAGUGAUAUAUAAAGUACAACAGAGAAUUCAAUCUCUCCAGGCUGGAAAAGCAAAGGCAUAACCUUGUUUAGUGCUGUGUCACUUUGUGAGCAUAAUAUUUUCUCCGAGUUCCUGUUGAUGCUUGAACACAGUUUCUCUUUGUUCUAGCUUGUUUGAAGUAAUGCUUUGUCACUCUAGUUGUGGUAGGAUAUUAGUGUCUUUUGGCCCUGUUUGUUUAAAGCAGUAGUUACCCAUUGGAUAACCUUCUUGUCGUAUCAGUUAUGUACUUAUACGUACUGCAGUUGUAAAUGGAUCUGUUGGAAAAAUCAUAUAACCUUUUGGUUAGUAUUGUUUGUAACCUUACGAAAGAGGUUUGAUGAGGCUUUCCUUUUCGA
Molecule: messenger RNA, 786 nt
Organism: Argentina anserina (silverweed cinquefoil)
Lineage: Eukaryota; Viridiplantae; Streptophyta; Magnoliopsida; Rosales; Rosaceae
Product: prefoldin subunit 6
Exons: 5
Coding region: 81-473 (130 amino acids)
Biological process (GO): protein folding; chaperone-mediated protein complex assembly
Cellular component (GO): prefoldin complex; cytoplasm
Molecular function (GO): protein-folding chaperone binding
Source: RefSeq, a predicted model, not a curated record